Molecule: messenger RNA, 2094 nt
Organism: Colletotrichum siamense
Lineage: Eukaryota; Fungi; Ascomycota; Sordariomycetes; Glomerellales; Glomerellaceae
Exons: 2
Coding region: 1-2094 (697 amino acids)
Source: RefSeq, a predicted model, not a curated record
AUGGCUGGCAUUGCCGAGUUAUUAUCUGCUGUGUCCCCUUUCCUCGCACAAGGGUUUAAUCUUGCUCAGCAAGGUGCAAGACCAGCAGACGCAUCGACAUCCAGACCUGCAUUGAUUCCAGCUGCACUUUCACCAGCAACCUCGAGAGCCUUCGUCGCGCCGGCCGUAGCAACAGUAGCUGGUUCUAGCCCUAAUGGUGCACCGUUACCUGCUGUGCAGAACCAACCUCCGCAAGUCAUCGUUGAAACAAACUACAUCAUCUAUACGACGGUAAAGACACUUCCGCCCGCCAUCGUAACUGUCACACAAACACAACAACCUCCGCCUCCUCCUCCUCCUCCUCCAGUACCACCGCCGCCCCCAAAAGAGCCACCAUCACCUCCUCGACCUCCUAAUGCAGUCCCUCUUGCCGCCAAUCCCGAUUCAAUAGCAGCGCCUAUUCUUUUGUCACAGUCCUCAGUAACUCCAAAGACAACUCCUCAGCUCGCAGCUGCAUCACCAGUACCUCAACCUCCUCCGGCGCUUGGACUUGUCCCUCCUCCUGCUCAAGAGUCAUCCUCGCCUCCAGCGACUACCCUAAUAAACCAAACCCCCCCACCUCCGGUGCUCGCUCCCGUCAUGAGCAGCCCUGGUUCAGGAAGAGGUGGAGGGCCGCCGCCGAAUCCGCAGGCUCAGGCUGGCCCGCCUUCUGGAGGUCCUCCAAUGGGACCUCCUGAUCCAGCCAACGGAGCUUUCCCGGGUGGCGUACCAACAAAGAAUCUUGACCUCCCUGUCACAAUCAUGUUCAUGCUUCUGUUCAUGCUAGGGGCAUAUGUCCAUAUCAGCAUCUACAGAGCUAACGCGAAGCGAGGACAUAAGUUUUUGAUCUCGGAUAUCAUUUUCGAUUUUUGUAUGCUCCGGACUGUGACCUGUAUUUUUCGAAUUACAUGGUCAAUUGUCACAACACGUGGUGUCAUUCUUGUGGCGCUGAUCACCGAGAACGGCGGUGCUGCGCUGCUCUUUGCAGUAAACAUCUUUUUUGCCCAGCGCCUGCUCCGUUCCAUACACCCAAAAGCGGGAUGGUGUACUGCAGCUAGCCAGACGUUCCUACUGUUGCUAUUUUCUGUCCCAGUCUUCAUCCUAUUCAAUGGCGUCAACUUGAUCAUCAGCUUCUUUAGCGUUGGCAAUCUUGAUCGGCUUGAAGCGACAGAUGAUCUGAUCAAGUUCGGGUCUGGAUACAACAUGUUCCUUGCCGCCUUUCCGGUGAUUGUGGUAGCAGGAUGUCUUUGUAUCCCGGGACCCGAACCGGAAAAGUUUGGUACAGGAUCGAUGCGUGUCAAGGUCGCAUUGCUUUUCUUUGGCUCAUUUCUCCUGAUGGCUGGACAUGCCAUUCGUGUUUAUGCUUUGGUUAACAAGGAGCCGCCUGGAACGGACAGUGUCAUCUAUGGCAAGGCGGUCUUCUACACGACGGGCUUCUUAUUCGAGCUGCUUGUUGUGGCUGUAUAUGCAUUCGGCAGAGUUGACCUACGAUUUCAUGUUCCGAACGGUGCCAGUGGACCAGGAGACUAUUCCGGCGACAGAGACAAGGGCAACUACUCUGUUGAAGAGAUCGAGCGCCUCAUCGAUGAUCUUGAUGUUCCACAUCAAAUCAUGCGCGAGAGGAAGGGCCCGGAAGACAUGGAGAUGGUGUUCGCAAUUUUCUUUGCAGCCAAGAAGGAGGAGGACGAGAAGAAGGACCUUAAAGACGGCUCUUCGGAUGAUGCCACCGUGGUGGCUGGCGGCGACUCGGAGAAUGGGUCACGUCCAGGACAGACGCCUCUCCCGGAGAGACCCAGGAGAAUCACUAGGCGGCAAACACUCAUCGACGCCUUCCGACCACCGCCUCCACGUCCUGAGCGUGAGCCCACGAUGUAUCCGGACAUUACGGACUUCUAUGUUCAGAUGGAUGACGGGAGGACUCCCCGACGCCCUAUGAGGCCGUCCAUGUACUCUUCAAUGGAGACGGGCCAGGGGUAUAACAACUCCCGGCCGGAUCAGCGAGUCCAGCAGUACUGGGGUGCCUCGCCUCCGUAUGGAAACGAGAAGGAGGCGAUGAAAAAUGUAGACUUGAGAUGA